Molecule: messenger RNA, 2765 nt
Organism: Lentinula edodes (shiitake mushroom)
Lineage: Eukaryota; Fungi; Basidiomycota; Agaricomycetes; Agaricales; Omphalotaceae
Product: exocyst complex protein
Exons: 15
Coding region: 49-2664 (871 amino acids)
Biological process (GO): exocytosis; Golgi to plasma membrane transport
Cellular component (GO): cytoplasm; exocyst
Source: RefSeq, a predicted model, not a curated record
GCCGCUAGGCAGACGCCACCACCCGGGUUGCCUUCAACGUUAACGCUAAUGGAACUCGAUCCUGCUGUCGAAGCUCAGCUUCAGCUAUCUACAUUCAAAGGGAAAUUCGAUGUCACAGAAUUCGUUGGUGGUGUUUCUGAGAAACUCAUCGCACAGUCUAAAUCCGAUGCUGGUCCCUUUGACCCAAUCCCAUUCAUCAAGACUUUCGAGGCCGCCGUAGACAAACUCAUCGCAGUUCGGAAGGAAGUUCAAGCCAAGACCGAACAAAUGGAGAAGAGUGUCAGAGUGUCAGAGCGAGAAUAUUCCAAGAAAAUGGCCGACUUGAAUCGUGGAUUUGAGUCUGUUGGGAACUCUUUCUCCGGAAUGGAAAGCCGGAUGAAUGAAGUCAGUAGUACGGCUAUCAGGAUUGGGGAACAAUUGGAGACUGUCCACAUCGAACGCCAGAGAGCUCAAGCUGCCUACGAUAUCAUCGAUUAUUAUAAUCAAUUUUCCAAAGGAGAUACAUCACGGUUGGAUACGUUACGGAAGGAAGGUCGUCAAGGGAGACGGCAGGUAGCUGUUCUACUGAGAAGAUUGAACACAGUAGCUAAAGAAGUGGAUUUGCCGAUGGCCGACAAGACUCGUGAAAACAUUGAGAAAUAUUGUGAAAAGUUCGAAAAGGAAAUGUUAAAUCUUUUCGAUCGUUGUUAUCGCAAAGGGGACCCAAAAAUGAUGCAUCACUGCGCCCAAACUCUUCUAGAAUUUAACGGCGGUUCCUCGUGCAUUCAAGUUUAUGUGAAUCAACAUGAUUUUUUCAUCAACAAUGUCAGGGAAUCAAAAGGUGUUGAAGACUCACUCUUAUGGAGCGUUAUUUCCAAUCCAGACACUAUCCCUCCCAAGAACGAGGCCGGACUUACAGAGUUAUUCACCGAGAUCAGAGCUACGGUAGACACCGAGGCUCAGAUAGUCAAAGCUGUAUUUCCUAACCCUCCUGUGGUGAUGCAAGUCUUCUUACAGCGCGUAUUCGCACAAUCGAUACAACAACAUGUGGAACAUCUACUUCAUCGAGCAACUGCUAUAUCUGAUCUAGCAUAUCUCCGAGUACUGCAGCUUGCGCACAUCCAAACUUCCAUCCUCGUUGAAGAUCUCAAAGUGUACGAGCUACCUGCAUCAGGAUCUCGUGUACCAUUUGAGGCGGGGGAAUUGAACAAAACGUUAUUCGGAACCACUAACGUCGGAAUAAACGCUUCAACUUCAUUGUCUACAAUGCUAGAAACUGCGAUGGAGGAAUUAUUUGUGCCAUACACAGAAGGGCAACGCUAUCUGGAAAGAGAGAGUCAAAGCCUCGGCGCACUCUACGCUGGUAUUUUGGUCAAUUUCACUCGCUACCAUCAGGCUAAAGCGCCCAAAGGAAAAUCCUCCAUAUUUGACCGUGUUGUCAAUCAGCUCAGCAAUACGGCUGCUACCACGUCCAGUGGUGGCGUCCAAACGACUUCUGCUCAAGCAGCCAACGCUAUCCUGAGAUUUGGUGGCCUCAAUGCAGAAAAAAACGUCGUCGACGAGGAACCCGUACGAGAAGAAGACGGCCAGUUAAGCGUUGACGUUGCCGAAAAGAUGUUGAAAUGGCAUGCUGAAGCUAUAGGAAGAUGUGUGGAAUUAAGUGCACCCAAUGAUCUAUCGAGGAAUACAUUUGCUCUACUUCGAGUGUUGGCCGAAGCGAUAAGCACUGCAUAUAUCGAAGGGGCGCUCGAGACAGCGCAAGCUCGAUUGGAUGCCAGCGACCCUAAGGCUGAACCUUUGCUUCAAGUUUUGAUUACUCUUCGAACAGUAGACCUUAUUUGUCACCUUUGGCAACAGUAUGUGAAUACCGCUCUUCUUCCACUUGCAAGUUCAUCUGUCACCAUCCGUCGUGAAAUGUUGGUCUUCAAUAAUCAGACUGUCAGUCGAUUAGAAGGUGGUGUAAACCAGGUCAUGCACCGUCUUGCAGAUACAAUUGUCGCUUGGCUCUCAAGCCAGCUUUCCAAACAAAAGCGGAAUGACUUCAAACCGAAAAACGAUGAUAUUUCUUUUGCGCGAGUAAAUACAGAGCCUUGCGUCGCUUGUUGUGAUAUGCUUGAGAAGUUUCGGGACACUGCCAAAGCUAACUUGAGUGGCAAGAACCUGGAGUCAUUCUUGACAGAAAUUGGAAUCUCAUUCCAUAGUCUGUUGCUCGAACAUCUUAGGAAAUUCCCAGUCAGCGCCACUGGUGGAUUGAUGCUAGCUAAGGACAUACGGAUGUAUCAAGAUACAAUCAGCAGUUUUGGCAUCCCGUCGCUGACUGAACGAUUCGAGUUCAUUCGUCAACUUGGCCAAGUGUUCCUUCUGAGCCCCGAGAUCCUGAAGUCCUACAUCACCGAAAACUAUCUCGGGCGAAUCGAGCCAAGCCUCCUCAAACCUUAUCUCGCUCAGCGCAGCGACUGGGGUCAGUUUGAGAAAGGCUUCAAUGACAGUGGUAUGUCCGUAGAUGGUGCAGUAUCGGACACAGCAAAAUCCCGCUUUGGCCGACUUAGUGUUAUGAUGAAGGAGUUGGAGGGGCUGAAAUUAGAAGGGCUCCGGCUCAGUGAAGGUAUCUCUGUUGGAAUACCUACACUUCCUAGUGGUUUUACUGGGACCUUUUCCAUGAGCUCGAGACCAUUUGCAAGUUAAUCUCAUGGUUCAAUAUCUGUUGCAAUUCGGAUUUAUUCUUUUCUUUUUGCUCAUAACUUAUUACACUUGUGGAAUUCAUUCUCCUUUAAAUACAGGACGUC